Molecule: messenger RNA, 987 nt
Organism: Nanorana parkeri
Lineage: Eukaryota; Metazoa; Chordata; Amphibia; Anura; Dicroglossidae
Product: zinc finger protein 436-like
Exons: 3
Coding region: 1-987 (328 amino acids)
Source: RefSeq, a predicted model, not a curated record
AUGACGGAGCUGCUGACGGGAGAGGAUCAGGUAGAUGGGACUAGAGGACACCGGUAUCUGUACAUGGACGUCGGGAUGGAGGACCACCAGACACUCCCUGCUCCGGAUGCGUCCGCUCGGGGCAAAGCUGCGGAGGAGGAGUCGGCACGGAGGACCGGCGAGGAUCUCCCGGAGGACUCCAUCUCCAGUGAAGAAGGGAUUUUCACCGACAGAGAGAAUGACGCACCCCGGGACUGCGCGCGGCACACGUGUCCCCUCGUCACGGGGGACUCCACUUCCUGUGACGGAGAAAGCAUCCGACAAGAAGACAUCUCACCCCCAACUCUUCACAAGCAGACCGGUCAGGUGAGGUCAGAAGUCCUCCCACAUACGGACCCUUUGAGGCCCGCAGACCACACGCAGGUCACGUCUGGUCUCGGGAAGGUGGAGGCCAGCUCAUACAAAGACUUGGACAAUGGGUCGUCUAUGGACAGGAGGCCUCAUGCAGUCACCCGUAUUAAGGAGGAACCCCUCUCAGAGGAUGAAGAACAUGUCUCGGAGGCUGACAUGUUGGCCCCCAUGGAGUGUUCUCAGCGCACACGUGUGAAGGACGAGCCCGUGUCUUGGUGUGAAGGGGAUUGUGAACAUGCGGGACUCUACACGCACCAUGGACGGUCCAUCCUGGCUCAUGUCAAGGCGGAGUCCUCCUCCGGGAUGGGCACGCCGAGGCGGUGGCCUUGCUUGGAAUGUGGGAAGACGUUGUCCAGCAGAUCCAAUCUCUUCGUCCACCAAAGGUCGCACGCUCGGAAGAAGCCGUUCACCUGCGCGGAGUGUGGAAAAGGUUUCUCCAGCCGCGGUUACCUGGUCAUACACCGGCGGAACCACACGGGGGAGCGGCCCUUCGCCUGCUCGGAGUGCAGGGAGAGCUACGCGGCCAGGUCCCAGCUGCUGCGCCACCAGACCAAACUGCAUGUUGUAACCAUGACCUCAGGGGACUGGCUGUUGUAA